This is a messenger RNA of Strongyloides ratti, 858 nucleotides long. RefSeq lists its product as hypothetical. The coding region runs from base 1 to 858 and encodes 285 amino acids. The transcript has a single exon. NCBI's taxonomy places the organism in Eukaryota, Metazoa, Nematoda, Chromadorea, Rhabditida, Strongyloididae. The record is from RefSeq and is a predicted model, not a curated record.
AUGUUUAUUGAAUUUAAUAAAUGUGUUGUUGAUAAUUUUACUGAAUGCCUGGAAGAGAUUUGUGGAAAGACAAAUAAUUCUAUUGUUCAAUAUGUUAGAAAUUUUUCACAACAAUAUUUAAGAAAAUAUAUUCAGAAGGGGUAUGUUGAGGCAAAACUUGCUAAAGUUGAAAAAAUGGUUCAAAUAAAUAAGGAUUCUAUCAUUGGUCAAGUUAAUAGUGGAAAAUCAUUAUCAAGAAAUUCAUCUUUUGGAGUAACAGAUGCAAAUAAUAAAAUGAUUAAUGCAUCCAUAAAUAAAGAGUCAAGGCCAAUGAUUAAAAAUGACAGUGAAACAGAAAUUAAUGAAAAUAUAAUAAUUUUAAGAAAAAAUCGGUCAUCAACUCUUACAAAUCCAAAUUUGACAAGUACAAUAGAAAUCAGAAAACUUAUUGCCCAAAGUACUCCAAAUGAUUUUUAUAUUGAUAAAAAUAUGGUUAAUGAGGAUGAGGAGGAGGAACGUAUACGUAACAUCAAAGAACGAAUAGAAUCAGCAAAUAUAUUUACUUCUGAUAUGACAGAAAGAAAAAAAACACGAAACAUGUUUGGAAUACGUAAAAAAGAUAAACAUAAAUUUAGUAUUGGAAAAGGUAUAUUAGCUUCAGGUAUUGGAAGUGUUGCAAUAAGCUCAAAUCAAACAACAGCUAAAAAUAGCAGUAACCCAAGUAUAGGUGAACUGGAAUUAGAAAAUGGAGAAAAAGAACUUGAUAAUAGUACAUCAAGUAUUGCAGAAGGAAAGCAUCAUCUUACCACUAUUCAAAGUGUUGAUGAAGAGGAAAAAAUUAUAAAUAAUGAUGAAAAUGAAAUAAAUCAAAACGAUUGA